Messenger RNA from Anneissia japonica, 4505 nucleotides. RefSeq names its product ribonucleases P/MRP protein subunit POP1-like. The record is from RefSeq and is a predicted model, not a curated record. Gene Ontology annotation, cellular component: nucleolar ribonuclease P complex; ribonuclease MRP complex. Gene Ontology annotation, biological process: tRNA 5'-leader removal. The transcript has 9 exons. The coding region runs from base 144 to 2765 and encodes 873 amino acids. Gene Ontology annotation, molecular function: protein binding. NCBI's taxonomy places the organism in Eukaryota, Metazoa, Echinodermata, Crinoidea, Comatulida, Comatulidae.
AGAUUAUUCGACGAUGUGGAGCGCGGUUCUACAAAUUUCAUCUUGUUGCGUAUCAUUCUUACUUUCAAUUUUAAAGGAAUAGAAACCUUCUUUUACGACGAAAAACUUUGCCUACUGCAAUUUAAAUUGAAGUAAAUGACCCCAUGGCCACAAUGAAAGAAGACAAUCUGGAAGAACAGGAAGAUCCAGAUAUCUUGGAGUCUACUAGAGCAAUUAGAGUGGAGAAUUAUGCAUCUUGCCGUGCUGAUGAGAUCAAUACAAUGGUGCGAGCGCUUGAGGGUCCACGUAAAGGGAAGCGAAUCUUCCAGCGUUUGCCACGUCACAUGAGAAGAAGAGCAAUGAGUCACAACGUGAAGAGACUUCCUCGAAGCAUGAGAAGCCAAGGACAGAAGGAGAUGAACAAAAGCAAACCAGCUCAAAAGCGAGGAGGAGAUAAUAUUGAUAAAGAGGACGGUGAACCAACCAAAAAGAAGUCUCGUCGGCAUCGCAGAAGACCAAGUAACUUACGAAGCGAGUUCAAUCGACGUCAAAGACGGUUUAUUUGGUUAGAGACUCACUUGUGGCAUGCAAAGCGAUUCAAAAUGGUGGACAAGUGGGGACAUCGAAUCCCCUUACACUCGAAUGAGAAAGGGGUUCGUGCUGCCUAUAGAGCUGUAGUGAAACACUGCCUUAUGCAGGAUAUUUCAUAUUUUGGAGCAGUGGAAUUAGUGGGAACCCAGGAGAAGAUUUUGAACGUGAUGAAUCUUAUCACUAACAGAGAAACAGGUGUUAAUUUAUCUGAAGAGAGGUACUUAAAUGGGUCUCAUCAUGGAAGAACUAUCUUAUACAAAGAUGAGAAAUACCCCUAUGAAGCGAUUGGCCCUGCAGACUUUAUGUGGGACCCUGUUGAAGACAGCACCAGCCCAUUAGAUGGGAGAACAAGACAGCUAUGGUUGUGGUUACAUCCAGCUUGUUACGAUGAAGCAUUUGAAGAGCUAAAGAGGGUGUGCUCAAAAGAUGGCACAGCUGGAGUUGUGGUAAAUGACCUUCGAGCUGACCUGGUACGUUUUCAUUUUGAGGGUCCAUUGUCACAUUCAGUGCUGGUCGAUGCUUUAAAAAUUUCUGAUGUCACAUGUCAUCCAGAUGCCAGUGAAGAGCGCCACUGGUGGGAGAAUGUCUACCAGGAUUCAAAUAGGUUGGCAGCUUUCCAGGAACAGUCCACUUUAUGGGAAGGUAUGUCUGUUGAACAAACUGCAACUGACUUUGACUCCAAUUGCAUCUUAGCAUUAACAGUGAGAGAUCCAAGACAUCUUUUGCCAAAGAAGAGAGGGCAAGUUAGUGAUCCUAAAAAAGUAGAACGCACAAAAAUGUCUGAGAGAAUGAACAGCAGCUGUACUUGGUCACCUAUCUGGGAUCAGAAUGUCAGGAAGGAGGUAAAGACCAUGCAGAUGUCUCAGCAUAAGAUCAACCAGAUGAGAUCUGAGCAAUUGGUUCCUGGCACACCAUUAAGUCUUGGACGGCAGGAGUCAAGAAUUCCAGUCGUCCUCCUCCAGAACCCAGGCUACCAAUCACUUUCUGGUGGAAAGCAUCAUAAAGCUCACUUUGGAAUCUUGGGAUAUGGAGCCGGUUGGGAUGUUAUCCUUCCAAGUGGUUGGGGAAUGGAAUUUUGGGUAGCAUUCUACUACAGAGGUGCGCGUGUUGGUGGGAUACGCGAAGCAAGCAGCUCACGCCGUCAGAAAGGAGCUCCAGAAUUCCCGUUAGAUUUUCCAGAUACACAGAGCGGCAAGAUGUAUGGUGUGAAUCUGCAGUCGGAACUUGAAACAAACUACUUGAAGAAACCUCCAGCUAAACGUCUGAACUAUUCAAAGGUUGGAACAGAGAAUCCGUUUAUCCAUCCCUGGUGGCAACUCAUUUUAUAUUGGGAAAAUGAAAUAAAACAGGAUGAAAUGGAUGAUGAAAUGAAGGAAUCUCUCGAGAAGGUAGAAUUAAUGGAAUGGAAUCCAUCCGCUAAACAGAUUCCAUCCACUGAAAGAACCAACAUAUUUGUUCUCAGAAACAUUCAGUACUUGAAACAAUUACAAUUGCAUUGUGUUGGUAAAGUGUUUGAAAAAUCCAAAACGCUUAUUCCUGAGGUGAAGCGGCAGCUUGAUAAAACCGAGUUUGGAAGUAUGCAAACAGAAUCAGCUGGAGAAACCAAAACCAACAUUCCCCCUCCUUUGCCAAGCGAGCUACUUUUCAACCUGAAAUCUUCACUUGUAUUUGUGACAAUGCGUAUGGUAAAUCGUGGUGCGCCAUCAAUAUUUGCAAUGAUUUGCCUACCAACCGAGGAAGAUUUAAAUUCUUUAGAGGAAAACCCAUCUUCCCCCGGUCCUAUUGAGCCUAAACACACAGGUUUACCAACUCCAAGACUUGCUAAGGAAAGUAAAUCAGUCAAGAAACUGAAAACGACGAAAGAUGAAUGCACAGGAGGAGAUGAAAUUGAUGGCAAAGGUGGUCAAACUAAACUGGAUGAAGAAAUCCUUGACAAAUUACAAAUGUCGUCAUCAGAAUGCUCUUCAUCAACCACUAACAUCAACUGUUGUAGUAGAACAAUUAUCGGCUAUGUCACAAAUGGAGCCCACAGCUUCUCGACUGGAGUAGGCGGUUCCGUUGGCUUGUGUAGCCUCGUAGGGUUAUCAAAGCUUUUGCGACAAAAGUUGCUACACAGAAAUGCUGUUGUGUUGAUACGUGAUGCUAACUGUCAUCAGUACAGAUAUGCUUACCUCAAUAUUCAGACCAGCAUUUGAGAUCCAGUGGAUGACAGUAAGUAGCUAGGUUCUGCUCAUAUCUUUUCAUUUAAAACACACAUUCCGCUAGGUUGGUCAUGUGACGUAUAGUGGGUAUCAAUUGUAAACAUGCAGCGCAAGCAACGCUCGGUACAGGAAAACGCGUAGCUUCUUUGGAGUAUUUGAUGUUGAAUAAUGUUGGUUGUAAUGCCAGUAACUACACCAAAUUGAUUGCAAAUUGAAAUUUGAGUUUGAUAUAAUGGUUUGUUAAUGCUCCAAAAGAUAAUGUCUCAAAACAUUCAGAUUUUUUGAGAAGUGCUAGGCCUAGGCCCCUGCAUGUCUACGGUCUGUCUAGAUAUGGACGAGAAUCUUCGAUCCGCGAACUGCAAUUUUGACACGCUACGAUUUAUAAGCUAGCUUCGGUUUACGAAGGAUCACAUAAAUUCAAAAGCAUACAAAGUACAUGGAACGCUAGAAUAAGUAAAUAUACACUAUUUUAAACAAACAUUACCCUUUCCUAUACUUUAGCACUGAUCGCACUGUAAAUUCUCCAUAGUAAUACCCACUAUAUGUCACAUGACCGGCUGUAAACAAACAUCGCUGAAUGGGUCUAUUGAUGAUCCUGUAGCGGAUCCGGGGGGUGUUGAGCUCCCCAAAUAUACAACAUCCUACCUCUCCCUGAGGAGCAGCCAAAAAGUCUUCGGAUAGAUGCUAGAUUGAGGCAACCUCACUGGAUGUGUCCCGCAACUACAGACAUUUAUGCAAUUGUAUAAUUGUUACCAGGAAUCAUAAUCUGUGUAUCUAUGUACUGUACAGCAAAAGAUUUUUGCAGAACCCAUACUUUUACCUAAAAAUGAAUAAAACUAAAAAAAAAUGUUUUAUUUUAUUGUAAGUAAAACAGAAAAAUUUAAAUAUUAACAUCUAGCUGAAAGAUGAAAUAAUUUACAUUUAAUUAUGUCAUUAUUUUAUUGCACUGAAGUAUGACUAUUGACUGAAAUCAAGAAAUUUAUAUUUUUUUUAUUUAAUUCAAGAAUAUAAUAUAACGCCUUAGUGUCUAGUAUAGGCAGAAGGUUUUAAACAAUGGUCACAAUGCACUUUAUGGAUUGUAUAGAUAUAAUAAAUAAAUUCUACAAAGGGAUGAUUAUCCUAAACUACUGUAUCGCAUGAUUACAUUGGGCUGACACUAAGACAGAAGACAAUUGGAUGAUUAAUUUUUUCCCACCAAUAUAAUCUUUAUUACAAAAUACUGGAUAUUUUAAUACUUGAAAACCAUCAAGGAAUUGCAUAUCACAAGGUUAACUUACCAUAAGCUGCACUACAUUUGAAAGACAUUAGUAGAUAUCACAUUACUACAAACAUGCAUCAUAUGCUGUGUAUUAUGUUUUAUGUAUGUUUAACAUUUAUCAUGAGGCUAGCCAUCCCAAAACAGCAUCAGUGACCAAAAAGGAAAAAUAAUAUAUUCUCCACAUGUAAGAUUUAAAAGGAUGGGUCAUUUACAGAAAUCGACUAACUAUUGCAAAGUUAUGAGUAAAAGCAUUAAGCUUCUCCAUACUAAAGAAUAAAUUACUGCCGCAUUCUUAUGUUAAUUACUCAGUUUAACAUCUUGCAACAGUAUGUUGGUUUUAGGAUGGCAAGCCUCGCAUGUUUAACUUCAUUUUAUCUCUACAAACAAUGUUUUAUUAUAGUCUUCAUCAUUUGCUAUAGAGUAUUAGGAUUUAGAACAGGUUACAUACAGUACGACUCACAGAGAAAACUCUUUAG